AUGCCGUCAAGCAGUGGCCUAGGACAACAGCAACAUCGCCUGACUAUCCGACAACCGAACUUUAGGUGCGCACCAAUCAGAAAAAAGCGCGGUCGCCAAAGCCAGAGAGCGCCAGAGUAUACAGUACGACAUCUUUGGACCAACAAACAGCGCUACGAUCUAGCGGUGCUCUUCAAAUUCUUCGACGCUGAUACCGACGCCCUCACCAAGGUCUUCAACAAUAUGCAUAACUUGAAUUUAGAUGGCAGGAAACAAGUGAAACCACAAGAGAAGUUUCUGCGAGACAAUGUGGAGGCGUACCCUUUCUGCCUCCCGAUCGACAACUGUCCGAUCCAAGAUCCCGGCAACAUCUUCGCCGCCGAUAGAGCUGCAGUGGAAGAAGCUGCUAGAUCUAUUGGUAUCGAGCUCGAACGCCGUGAAGUAGCAUCGAAUCAGUCGUCUGGCAGUGCGAGAUUCGCGCGUUCCAAGCAUACACGCCGCCGCUUUAGGGCACUCUUGCACCGGACUCGCUUCUCGAACAAUUCUUCACCUUUCAAUGAAUCACGGCCACACGUAUGCACAGAUGAGAUGCGGUUUAGUGGUUUUGCAAUCUCAUCUAAUAAUUCAGAAGAGAUGGAAGUCAACGUGAACGAGGACAGCGUUCUACUCAAUACCGAAAACCUGGAGACAACGCCCUCUCAGUGUUCUCCGCAACUUCGACCGCAUCAGCUCGAGCUCUUGGCUUUCAGGGUGUGGGAUUGCGACAGGUACCUCAUAUUUCACGAUCUCUGUUGUACUUUCUUCUAA
This is a messenger RNA of Didymosphaeria variabile, 786 nucleotides long. RefSeq lists its product as uncharacterized. NCBI's taxonomy places the organism in Eukaryota, Fungi, Ascomycota, Dothideomycetes, Pleosporales, Didymosphaeriaceae. The coding region runs from base 1 to 786 and encodes 261 amino acids. The record is from RefSeq and is a predicted model, not a curated record. The transcript has a single exon.